GUUACAGUUUUGUUUGAAGGAAUUACAACCAUAGAGGGUUGGACUGGCCAGUCCGGAAAGAACACUGCAACACCACACGAAAUAUUUGAAUGUUCUAUUUUUCUUCGAGAUAUAGUCUAUUUAAUUCUUUAAGCAUCGACCGUCUGAUUGAUGCAUUUCUAUCACGAUGUUAGCGCAUUACCCAAAUGUGGAAAAAUCCCAGCUGGUCAGCUAUGUUGAAGAUUACCUUGAAUGUGUUGAGUCUCUCCCUUUGGACAUACAGCGGAAUGUUUCAUUGCUUUGGGAAAUCGACACAAAGUAUCAAGAGGUCCUGAAUGAGGUGGACGAUGUGUACGAGCGUUACAAGCGUGAGACAGAUGCAGGUCAACGCAAGCGCCUUCAGCUCCAGCUGCAGCGAGCCCUCAUCAGCAGCCAGGAGCUCGGGGACGAAAAGAUCCAUGUGGUGACCCAGAUGCUGGAGCUGGUGGAGAACCGCUCACGCCAAAUGGACUCUCACACACACUGCUUCACCGACCCAAUCGAGGAGCGCUCCCCAGGCGAGAAGAUCCGAGGAGGUGGCAGCGCCGGUGGAGGUGGUGGCGGUGCUGUGGCGGCGGCAUCAUCGGCAGGCUCCUUGCCCGAGCGAUCAGCUCGCAGGCCACGGCGCCAGCGCAACAGCGAGAGCCGCGACUCGUGCCACGGUGCCAACGGGGCGCUGGAGGACCCGGCUGAGGAGGUGCCCGCCCCGCCACGGGAGAAGAAAUCAAAGUCGGCCAAGAAGAAGAAGCGGUCCAAGGCCAAGCAGGAGCGUGAGGCCUCACCCGUGGAGUUCGCCAUUGACCCCAACGAGCCCACCUACUGUCUGUGCGAGCAGGUGUCCUACGGCGAGAUGAUCGGCUGCGACAACGAGCAGUGCCCCAUUGAGUGGUUCCAUUUCACCUGUGUUGGACUCACCUACAAGCCCAAGGGCAAGUGGUAUUGCCCCAAGUGCAGAGGCGACAAUGAAAAGACCAUGGACAAAAGCACUGACAAGCCUAAAAAAGAUCGCCGGUCAAGGUAGUGCCUUCAGUGAAAGAGGUUUGUAUGUUUAGCUGUGAGUGGGGUGGGGGAUUCGAAUGGGGUGAGUUACUUGAUGUAACAGUAUCGCAGUUCACACAAUCACAUUUGAAAGAGCACUGAAGUGGACUGUGCUGUCAAGCUAUGGACCUAUCGCAGAGAAGCUGAGACUUUACCUUUGAGGACUCAGCUGCUGUUUUUUGCCAAAGGUUUUCGAAUAGGUGCUGACACAAAACACUUUGGGAUGUAUAGUGUAGCUGGCAAAUCAGGUGACCUCCUUAUUUAACCGUCAGAAGGACCAAGAGGAAACAGAAGCUAGAACUACUGCCACCAAGAUUCUAUUUCAGAGAUUAUGUGAGAGUAUGUCCCCCACCCUCCUCACUUAACUUGGCACAGAUUUUUAGAAUGCCCUAAGGUGUUCAGCAUCACAAAUGGGCCCCCUAACAGAAGGGAACCUACAGUGUUAUGACGAGGGUUCAAGAUUUGACAAGCCUUUUUGGAUUAUGCACAAGGUUUAAGUAGAGAUUUACACUAGGUUCUGGCUCUUAAUGUCUUUUCAUCUCAUUUAGGAAGUGGAAUACUUUUCACCCUCUCCAUGUCUUCCAGACAAUUCAGUUCCACUGUUACAUAUUUUGUGUGAUUGUUUGUAAGAGAUUUUUUUAAGCUUGGUGUAUUUAAUAAACCUGUGCUUGUAUUGUC
This is a messenger RNA of Alosa alosa (allis shad), 1734 nucleotides long. It is a transcript of the gene ing2, whose product is annotated as inhibitor of growth family, member 2. Gene Ontology annotation, biological process: positive regulation of DNA-templated transcription. Bases 167 to 1039 code for a protein of 290 amino acids. The record is from RefSeq and is a predicted model, not a curated record. Gene Ontology annotation, cellular component: nucleus. The transcript is spliced from 3 exons. NCBI's taxonomy places the organism in Eukaryota, Metazoa, Chordata, Actinopteri, Clupeiformes, Clupeidae.